UUACACUUUAGCAGGAUCAAGGAAGCAGAGGAGAGCAUUCAUGCGAAGGAGGUUGGGAUUUGACGGACAUUUAGGACAAACCAUGUGAGAGAAGAGUUUACAGCACUGGCACUGUGAGAAAAGAGAUGUCUGGGAAGUGCUUUACACUCUGUGACCUCUUUUGAACUGGUUACCUUUUUUAAAAGAGCCAUGUGAAGAAUUGCCUGAUGGAAGAGUGAACUGGCAGUGGAUGAGCUUAUGUAAACAUUUUCUACUGAGAUACCAACAGCAGCACUGUCUCAGUGGCCCUGUGCCUGAGGAGGAGGUCACCAUGAUCUCCACAGCUCUCCGCUGGCUGGUCCUGGUGUCUUUCAUCAUUCUGACCAUUGGUGGGAACGUGCUGGUGUGUUUGGCUGUGGGGCUCAGUCGCCGACUAUGGCGCAUUGCUAACUGCUUUGUGGUGUCCCUGGCAGUGACAGAUCUCCUGCUAGGCCUGCUGGUGCUGCCCUUCUCCGCCACUGUGGAGCUGCGCAGCGGGAAUUGGCCCCUCGGAGGAGCCCUAUGUAACAUCUACAUCUCACUGGAUGUCAUGCUGUGUACAUCUUCCAUCCUGACCCUGCUGGCCAUCAGUGUGGACCGAUACCUAGCUAUUUCAGCUCCCCUUAGCUACUCCCAGAGAGUUACUCCUCUAAGGGUGACCCUGGCCAUGAUCGCCAUCUGGGCCUUGUCACUAGCUGUGUCCUUUGUGCCCAUCCACCUGGGCUGGAAUACAGCGGACUACUUAGUGCAACACUUGGACUGGGACAUGGGGGAUGAGGACAAGGAGGGACGCUACUGCCAGUUUGAAUGGAAUAACAACUAUGUUCUCAUUUACACGUUUGGCUCAUUUUACCUGCCUCUGCUGCUUAUGUGUGGAAUGUAUCUUUGCAUAUUCAGAGUGGCACGAGAACAGGUGCGGCGUAUUCGAGCUGCCACUCCAUCAUUUGCACGCACAGCAUCAACUGCAGCCAUAGCCCGAGAGCACAAAGCUACAGUGACCCUGGCAGCUGUGCUGGGGGCCUUUGUCAUCUGCUGGUUCCCCUACUUCACCUUCUUCACCUGCAUGGGCAUAAGGGAAAAGACAAACCCGCCUAAUACACUUAACUCUGUGGUGCUGUGGCUGGGCUAUUUUAACUCAGCUCUUAACCCCAUCCUGUAUCCAGCCUUCAACAGGGAUUUCCGCAGGGCCUAUGGAGAGCUGCUUCGCUGCAGAAGACUGUCUCACAGAAAACUGCAGCUUACCCGUGUGUCUGUGCAUAAACGAUUGACCUUUAUUAACGGACAAAGGGUUUUCCAACAGCCUGAGAAACAUAAAGACACAGUUAAUAAAGAAACUGAGGGAAAGAGCCUCACAUAUGAGAGGAAUGGUCCCUGAUGAGCCAAGGUAAAACGCCAUGUAUCUGUAGUUCCACUGCUGGACUGUAGACAAAAUGUUGUAAGCUACAAACUUCUUCCACAAGUCACAGUUCCA
Epinephelus lanceolatus (giant grouper) is the source of this 1489-nucleotide messenger RNA. RefSeq names its product histamine receptor H2b (gene hrh2b). Lineage: Eukaryota; Metazoa; Chordata; Actinopteri; Perciformes; Serranidae. Gene Ontology annotation, cellular component: plasma membrane. The record is from RefSeq and is a predicted model, not a curated record. Gene Ontology annotation, biological process: adenylate cyclase-activating adrenergic receptor signaling pathway; positive regulation of MAPK cascade. Gene Ontology annotation, molecular function: G protein-coupled receptor activity.